Molecule: messenger RNA, 3735 nt
Organism: Brassica rapa (field mustard)
Lineage: Eukaryota; Viridiplantae; Streptophyta; Magnoliopsida; Brassicales; Brassicaceae
Product: calmodulin-binding transcription activator 3
Biological process (GO): regulation of transcription by RNA polymerase II
Cellular component (GO): nucleus
Molecular function (GO): double-stranded DNA binding; protein binding; transcription coregulator activity
Source: RefSeq, a predicted model, not a curated record
AGAACUGUAAACCGAACCGAAAAAUCUAUACCCAAACCGAUAUUCAUAAAUACCGUACAGUUUGAGCAGUACGGAACCAGAAAAAUAAAAAAAACUGAUCCGGAACCAUAGUUUGAGCGGUUUGGAGAUUACAAAUUACAAUGCAGGGACUUUAAUGAACAAGUCAGUAGUCUGGGGAGAAUCAUGUUAGAUUGUAAAUCCUGAAGGGGGUAUAACGAAAUCACCUCUAGAAAAUUUUAUGUAUAGCCAAUUUCUUUGUAGCUUCUUUGCCGUCCACAUUUGUUCUCCAAUCAUACCAUUUGAUAAACUAUUUUCUCUAGCAUAAAUUUAAUAUGUUUAAUUAGGCCUAUUAACAUUCUUGAUAGUAUGCUCUUAAACUAUAGUUUGCUGUUGCUCCAGAUUAGCAUACAAAAUAUGUAGAUUAUUGUUUUUUUUUUUGGAAAUUUUAUAUAUUUAACAAAACCGGUGUAUCAGAUGAUUCAGAUUCCAUGAAGAUUUUUUUGAUGUUAUAAGAUAUUGUAAAGAUUAUAAAGUGGAUUAGCAGCUUUAUUGCAAGAGUUAUUUAGUGUCACCACGUGAUGUAAUAACCCAAUUGAUAAUUUAUUAAUACAAGAAAAAUGGGAUUAAUUAUAGUGUACCAGUACUACUAAUGAAUUAAAAAAAAGGCAGAGACUUGGAACUUGCGUCAAUGAGGAAUUUGACAAGAGAUUCAACCACGACAGCCAUUUGCUCACCUGGAAUCUAUGGCGGAAGCAAGGAGAUUUAGCCCCAAUAACGAACUAGAUGUUGGCCACAUACUCUCAGAAGCUCGAAACCGAUGGCUUCGUCCUCCUGAAAUCUGUGAAAUCUUACAGAACUACCAAAAGUUUCAAAUCUCUUCUGAGCCACCUACUACACCUGCAAGUGGAUCUGUUUUUCUAUUUGAUCGAAAGGUGCUCAGAUACUUCAGGAAAGAUGGUCACAAUUGGAGGAAGAAAAGAGAUGGAAAGACGGUGAAAGAAGCUCAUGAGAGGUUGAAGGCGGGAAGCGUUGAUGUUCUACAUUGUUACUAUGCCCAUGGACAUGACAAUGAAAAUUUUCAAAGACGUAGUUACUGGAUGCUUCAGGAAGAGCUUUCCCACAUAGUUUUUGUCCAUUAUCUCGAAGUCAAGGGUAGUAGAAUUUCGACUUCUUAUAAUCGGAUGCAAAGGACUGCAGAAGAUUCUGCUCAAUUUUCUCAUGAAACUGGGGAAGUCUUCACUAGUGAACGUGAUGGUUAUGCUUCUGGCAGCAUUAAUCAAUAUGAUCACAACAAUCAUCCGCAAGCAACUGACUCAGCAAAUGUCAAUGGUGCUCAUACCCCAGAGCUUGAAGAUGCUGAAUCAGCAUACAAUCAGCAGGGGAGCUCGAUAGUUUACUCACAUCAGCAGCCUCCAAGUACUGGUUUCGAUCCUCUCUAUCAGAUGUCCUUGACCCCAGCAAGAACUAUCAACGGUCCUGGAGUAACAAAUGGCUUACGAAACAAAAAGUCUAUUGAUUCCCAAACUUGGGAAGAGAUUCUGGGAAACUGUGGCUCUGGAGCUGAAGGGUUAUUACCUUUGCAGCCUAACAGUGAGCAUGAAGUGCUGGACCAAAUACUCCAGGACUCCUCUUUUACCAUGCAAGCUCCGUACCUAUCUACCAAGAAACAGCAUUUGUUAGACGGUGCACUGGGUGAAGAAGGCCUGAAAAAAGUGGACAGUUUCAGUCGCUGGAUGAGCAAAGAGCUUGGAGAUGUUUGUGUCAUCGCUGAUGCAAACGAGUCUUUCACUCAUUCCAGUUCAACAGCCUACUUGGAUGGAUAUGUUAUGAGUCCUUCCCUAUCAAAGGAACAGCUCUUUAGCAUUAUUGACUUCGCUCCAAACUGGACUUAUGUGGGUUGUGAAGUCAACGUUCUCGUUACUGGAAAAUUCUUAAAGACUCCAGAGGAGGCUGAGAGAGAAGAGUGGUGUUGCAUGUUUGGGCAAACAGAAGCUCCAGCAGAUGUUAUAGCCGAUGGGAUUCUCCAGUGUGUGGCUCCUAUGCGUGAGGCUGGGAGAGUUCCCUUUUAUAUAACGUGUUCCAACAGAUUAGCAUGCAGCGAAGUGCGUGAGUUCGAGUAUAAGGUCUUGGAGUCUCAAGCUUUUGGAAGAGAAACAGAUGACUCUACUGAAAGCCUUGAAGCAAGAUUUGUUAAACUCUUGUGCUCCAAAUCUGAUUCACCGAGCUCGAAUGGUAGUGAUAUGUCUCAAGUGAGCGAGAAGAUUAGUUUACUGCUUUUCGAGAACGAUGACCAGCUUGAUCAGAUGCUAAUGAAUGAAAUCUCUCAAGAGAGUAUGAAAGAAAAGCUUUUGCAGGAAGCUCUGAAGGAAAGCUUGCACUCAUGGCUUUUGCAGAAGAUAGCAGAAGGUGGAAAAGGUCCUAACGUGUUGGACGAAGGUGGACAAGGUAUAUUACAUUUUGCAGCUGCUCUUGGUUACAACUGGGCGUUAGAACCGACGGUGGUGGCUGGUGUCAGCGUGGAUUUUCGAGAUGUAACUGGUUGGACUGCACUUCAUUGGGCAGCUUUCUUUGGCAGGGAGCUGGUGAUUGGUUCUCUCAUAGCUCUCGGCGCUUCUCCCGGAACUUUGACUGAUCCGAAUCCAGAUUUUCCAUCAGGAAGCACGCCUUCUGAUCUAGCCUACGCUAAUGGUUUCAAAGGAAUCGCUGGUUAUCUCUCUGAAUACGCCUUAACGGCUCAUGUUUCUUUGCUCAGUCUAAAUGAGAGCAACGCAGAAACGUCUGAGAGUACUACUCCUAGCCCGUCCAGCUCGUCGUUGACAGACUCUCUUACAGCUGUGCGUAACGCUACGCAAGCAGCAGCUCGGAUUCAUCAGGUCUUUAGGGCUCAGUCUUUCCAGAAGAAGCAGAUGAAAGAGUUUGGAGUGUCGGAAGAGCGUGCUCUUUCAAUGCUUGCUCCUAAAACACACAAACAAGGACGAGCGCAUAGCGAUGAUUCAGUGCAAGCCGCUGCUAUCCGGAUUCAGAACAAGUUCCGUGGUUAUAAAGGAAGAAAAGAUUAUUUGAUUACUAGACAAAGAAUCAUCAGAAUACAGGCUCAUGUAAGAGGUUAUCAGGUUAGGAAAAACUACAGGAAGAUAAUAUGGUCAGUGGGGAUAUUAGAGAAGGUGAUACUGCGUUGGAGAAGGAAAGGAGCUGGUCUGCGUGGGUUUAAGUCAGACGCACUUGUUGAUAAGAUGCAAGAUGGAACAGGGAGAGAAGAGGAUGAUGAUUUCUUCAAGCAAGGUAGAAAGCAAACAGAGGAAAGGCUUCAAAAGGCUCUUGCAAGAGUUAAGUCUAUGGCUCAGUAUCCUGAAGCUAGAGAUCAGUACCGUAGAUUACUUAAUGUUGUAAACGACAUCCAAGAAAGCAAGGUUGAAAAGGCUCUUGAGAGUUCAGAAGAAGCAACUUGUUUUGAUGAUGAUCUAAUAGAUAUUGAAGCAUUGUUGGGAGAUGAUGACACUUUGAUGUUGCCUAUGUCCUCAACUUUGUGGAACACUUGAAACCACUCUCAAGCCUAUAUACUAUGUGAGAUAUUGUGAUCACUCUUUAUCACAUUAUGUCAUUCAUUAUUACUCUAAUUUAUAUUUGACAAUAUAAAACAUAUAUGAACUUAUAACCAAAUAGUGUAAUCUUUCUUGUCAUUAAACUGUACAUGUAUGGUUUCCAUUAGUAUAUACAAACUUUCAGUUUAUUUUA